Messenger RNA from Myzus persicae (green peach aphid), 1775 nucleotides. RefSeq lists its product as uncharacterized. Bases 502 to 1677 code for a protein of 391 amino acids. Gene Ontology annotation, cellular component: nucleus. Gene Ontology annotation, biological process: regulation of DNA-templated transcription. Lineage: Eukaryota; Metazoa; Arthropoda; Insecta; Hemiptera; Aphididae. The record is from RefSeq and is a predicted model, not a curated record. The transcript is spliced from 6 exons.
UGCCGGGCCAUUAUCUCGCAGUUUGGCGCCAAAAAAACAUAACCGCCGAAUCGCCGUUAUCGGUCGCCCGCAACAGCAAGCUUAACCUAAUCGGCUAGACGUAGCGCAGCUACAUUUUCUCGUCAACCACCCGUGUGGAGUUUUAGCCGUCGCUCGUCGGUAUAAACUUUGAAUUCUCAAGUGUUUUUUUCAUUUUUCGAAUUUUCGUCGGUGUCUUCGAGUUUUAUCGUCACACAGCUUUGCAUAUCCACCGGAGCUGUACAUUUUCUUUUUGUGUCCAACGCUAUAGAUUAUAUCGAACGGCCAGACCAAAAGCACAUGUUCUUGAUCGGAGACCAUCAGAAUCAAAAUCACGUCGAGACGGACCAACCAUAACUUUAUAAUAUAAGUGUGUUGGGUACGUUGCGUCGUCUUCUGUGCGGUACCGUUUCGCGACUUCACCAACGAGCUCAUCAACAAAUUAUAUUGUGUAAUAUAAUCGUGUACCUAUCAUCAUCUGACAUGUUUUUCCCAGCAUUAAAAAAGUCUGAAAAGGAAAUCGAAAAGUUGAGUGACUAUGAACGCCAGAGACUUAAGAACAUAGCAGAGAUAGAACUUCAGUUAGCCGAUCCAUUAGACAUCAUACAGCAGUCAGCUAAUGAGUUAAAAUCUUCUAACAUAACUGCCAAACGACGAGCUAAAGCCAAAAAGAGCAAACUCAAUUCUGAAACAGGCGAAACAGGUGAAACAUCAAAUCGUGUCAAAUUUGUGAGACGUUCAUCGCGUAUUAUUCAAGAAAAAAGACAAUCAACAAAUUAUAACGAACAAAGUGAUGAUGAAAAUGACAAGAGUGACGGAAAAAAACUCAAACACGGAUCAUUAAAAAUCAAAUUUCGUUGGUUUAAAUCAAGCGAAUAUCAAAAAUCAGACGAAUUGUACUAUAGCUCACUUGUUGAUAGUGAUUUUAUUCAUGAUGGCGAUGAAGAAUAUGAAUCUGACUAUGAGUCAUCUGCACCUGGAUCUAAAAGAAAGCGUAAAACAUAUACACCUCGUUUGGCUGUUUCUCAAGUAACACAAGAAAUGAUAGAAAAUAUUUCAUAUUCUUCAUCUGGAAAACUAUAUAGUCAAUCUGGUACAACUUGUCACCAAUGCAGACAAAAAACUGCUGAUCAAAAAUCGUAUUGUCGGUACAAAGGAUGUAGUGGCAUGAGAGGAAAUUUUUGUGGAUUUUGUUUAGGCAGAAGAUAUGGAGAGAAUGUUGCAAACGUUUUAGUUAACCCGAAAUGGGCCUGUCCACCUUGUCGUGGAUAUUGUAACUGUAGCAUUUGCAGACGCAGAAAAGGAAUGGCUCCAACUGGGCAAUUAGCACAACAGGCUAUGGCGGGUGGAUAUGAGUCUGUUCGACAUAUGUUAAGCAGCAUAGAGGGUGAGAGUCCAGAUGUUGUGGACUUAGAAUUCGAUGAUGAAGAGAAUAACCAGAAUGAAGAAGAAAAAAAUAAGGUUGCUGAAGUUUGCAAUAACAAUGAACAAAAUAAUCUUGAAAUUCAAAAUGAAGAUGUGUCUGAUGAAGUUAAAUGCAUUAACGGUGGCGAGCAAUGUAACUUGGGCAAUCAUGAAGAUGAACGUGCUACUGAGAUAAAAGAUACACAUGAAAUGAUUAUUGACAAACUUUAUAAGCAACUAUUUUCAGAAGAUUAAACAGCUAAAACAUUAAAAACAGAGGGCAAUGAACCAAAAAUAUGAAAUAAUAAUUAUCUGAUUUCAUCAAACAAAUUUAUUUUCCACAGUAUUAUUAA